Messenger RNA from Penicillium olsonii, 2421 nucleotides. NCBI's taxonomy places the organism in Eukaryota, Fungi, Ascomycota, Eurotiomycetes, Eurotiales, Aspergillaceae. The record is from the annotation of a GenBank genome assembly.
AUGACCUCCGAUAGUGCUGAGCAUCGAGCUCGAGACCCCGCGCCGAAGGGAAAAUCCCGCAAAACCGAUCCGAAUGCCCCGGUCCGGAAACGCCGCAAGAGAACGGUGGUCAGCGGGGCCCCCGACGACUGUUUCGCUUGCUCCAAGCGAGGAGCGCGGUGCGAUCGCCGCCGGCCGUAUUGCUCACAAUGCCUGGAAAUGGGUCGCGAAUGUUCCGGGUACAAGACGACGUUAACAUGGGGUGUUGGGGUUGCAAGUCGAGGGAAGCUCCGGGGGCAAAAACUCCCAGUGAUGGAGUCGGGCGAGCAGGCGCAAAGAGAGACUGCGAAAUCACCACCCAAGACAUCAAGUAGUACUGCUGCGUCUUCUUCACGGCUUCCUUCACAUACGCCAGUCCCGCCAGCCUCCGACCCAACCAUGUCGUCUUUCAACGCAGGACCCAAUAUCAAACUUGAAGAUAGUCCGCCGACCAUGAUGAACUCAUUUGACAUGGGAUCGAAUAUGGCCUGGACAAUGGACAUGCCAGAUCCACAGACGUGGAGUACGCCAGCUCCUGCGCCUAAGAUUUCCGGGCUCCCGCUGCCAACACGACCAAUGAUUUCAAAUAACACAUCUCAAGCUAUGACGCCUGAGACGCCCCUACUCUACGCUCCCAUUCACAGUCCGACGGCGGGUUUCAGCUCCCCAGUUUGGUCCACUGCAAUGUCAUACCCAGUCCAAUCCGCCACCCCGCCAUCAUCACAGGAUAUGGACGAAGAGGAGGUGAAAAAAGACCCUAAUUAUAACAUGUUCUGGAACGCUGCGCAUUCCCCGUCCCUCUCACAGCUUCUUUUGGCAAGAUCAGUGGGUCGGACACCGCGCAUUCGAUAUCUCAUCAGUUAUUACGCUGAAGUCAUUGCACCAAUGAUCGUUGCAUUCGAUACACCAACAAAUCCGUUCAGAACCCACGUCAUUCGUCUGGCGAUGGAGAGUGAGGCUCUCCAGGAGGCAAUUGCGACCUUGUCUACGAGUAACCUGCGCCAAAGGCGAGAACACAACCACCUCUCGACAGAAAGAACCUUACCCGCACGCAUGUCCUCCAUGGCCCACCGGGCACUGACCGAUGAGGACUUCCAAGAUAGAUACGGUAUCUCCAUGACCGAGGGUUAUAUCAGGGAAGAAAACCACCAUCGCGGCAUGGCCGUCAAAGCCUUGAACGCGGACCUUGCAGAUCCCCGCCGCAGAUUGUCAGAUUCAGUACUGGCAACUUUACUGAUCCUCUGCCUUUUCCAUGGUUGUGAUACCGGAGUUGCUGGUUUCAGAGCGCAGUUUGCUGGUGUCACAAGACUUCUCGCGAUCCGAAUGCGCCAUUCCCGCGUCAUGACGGACGAUUUGAAAUGGUUCAUCCGAAUGUUCUCGUGGUUCGAUACACUGACAGCAACGACAAACGAUCGAGAUGUCCAACUUCGUGGAACGUGUCUGGAAAUCAGCUCCAAGACAGACGGUGAAUGGGGCUUGGAAAAUUUGGCCGGCUGUGACGGUCGUUUGUUCAAAUUGAUCUCUCAACUGGGUCGUUUGAAUUUGCUCAGCCAGGACCAAGAGCCUAAUCUAUCACGCCCCCGGGAUGCAAAUGUUGCCACAACCUCGUUACCCCCCAACAUGAUUUUCCCAGGAUGGGAAAAUGUCGUCCCAGAUCCUGGGCUAGGCUCUGUUCCACUUUCAGGGCAACCCUUCUCUCUUCCGACUCCACCCCCAAGUAGCGAUUCAAGCCGUCGCCCUUCUUCCCCGGCAUUUUGGACAGAGUGGUAUUCGCUCAGGCAGCGACUUGAAUCCUGGCGAUUCGACCCACCUACUGCACCAUCUGCACCAUCCGAGGCCUUCCCUUCACCACCCUUGUCGGCAUCUACAAUGACCUGGAACGCAACCACGUAUUUGACGCCGAUGACUUCGACAUCCGCAUAUCAGGUUGCACCCGAAAACCUCCAGGAUGUUUUCCAAAUCUCAGAAUGUUUCCGGCACGCAGCCCUCCUUUACUGCGAACGUCUAGCUGAGCCUACUCUUCCGUCCCGGCAUGGACGUAUCCAACACCUUGUCCAGCUCGCCAUGCACUGUAUCAUAACUGUGCAGUCAGAUGUGUAUCUCUUGUGGCCACUUUUCAUUGUCGGCUCGGAGUGUGUUCAGGAAGACCAUCGUUCUAUUAUUCGCAAUCGCUGCAUUGAUAUCUCCAAGGACUCCGGCUUUAUCAACAAUCUUUCCUGCCUGGAACUUCUUGAGAAAAUCUGGGCAGAGCACUCCGACGAGUCCUCAUUCCCAAUCUAUCCCAGCGAGUUUGCUGCCCCGCCUCCGCUGGCAGGUGGCAGGGCACCUACUACUUCACAGGCUUUCCGGUGGUCCCAAGUCAUGCAGGCCAAGCGGGGCGACGGAGAGUAUAUGGUCGCAUAG